AUGGCGCGAUGGUGCCACGCCGCGCUGCUGGCGCUGGGGUUCGGUGCCCUCGGUGAGCGCGACGAUGGCGCGCUGCUGCAGAUCGGGGAGAAGCACAAGUCCCAGGCUCGCUCGGGGGCAGUGAUUUUCUACAACCUCUUCAUCAGGUCAGAGAAAGAUAUCCCACGGGUCAGAGAGAUAGUUCAUGAACAGCUGAAUCUGGUGAUGGAUCCCUUGGACCAAGAAAUUCGCAUCAAUUCCAUUGGAGCUUUAAAGAAUCUGUCAGGUCUGAAGUUGUCCAAAGACCUGGAGAAAAGCACCAAACUCCUGGCACACUACGAUGAAGGUUUCGAGGACUUGACGUUGCACGACCUUUGGUCCUUCUGUAAGGGCACGGACCCGCAGCAGUUCGUGGUUUAUUUGCACUCGAAGGGUUCCUUUCAUUCUUGGAAAGGCCGGAACGGCAGACAGCGCUACUAUGUGACUUCUGGGGCUCUUUCGCAGGAGUGUAUGCACAUGCCAAAGCAAUGCAAUGUUUGUUCCUCGCGAAUGACUCCAGUGCCACACCCUCACACCCCUGGCAACAUGUGGGCUGCACGCUGUGGUUACAUCGCCAAACUCAUCGAUCCCAAAGACUUCAGGAAAUUGAUGAACAGCACCGCACUCGCAUCUCACGGGCCCCCCUGGUGUAUUGGCCGUGAACGCUUUUCCAAUGAGCAUUGGGUGAAUUCACAUCCGGAUUGUGCACCCUGCGACCUAGACACCAACCAGAGCUACGUGGUCGGACCUGCUCCAAGCAGCACCUUCGAUAAGAAAUUGGAGAAGGCCCCCCGCUUUGCGAUGUCACAAUACACGAUGCGGUCUAAGAAAUGCGAUUCGGAGACGGGCAGAAGCUUGGCCGAGCGCCUUUCAGAGUAUCGAUAUCUCUACAGCCGUGAUCCUGACGAAGACUGGUGGGGCUGGAGACACUUCUUGCAGAAUUCUUCGAACUCUGCAAAAUUGACAUAA
Molecule: messenger RNA, 987 nt
Organism: Cladocopium goreaui
Lineage: Eukaryota; Dinophyceae; Suessiales; Symbiodiniaceae
Source: the annotation of a GenBank genome assembly